This is a messenger RNA of Puntigrus tetrazona (Sumatra barb), 4323 nucleotides long. RefSeq names its product MORC family CW-type zinc finger 3a (gene morc3a). The coding region runs from base 520 to 3930 and encodes 1136 amino acids. The record is from RefSeq and is a predicted model, not a curated record. NCBI's taxonomy places the organism in Eukaryota, Metazoa, Chordata, Actinopteri, Cypriniformes, Cyprinidae. The transcript has 20 exons. Gene Ontology annotation, cellular component: nucleus; PML body. Gene Ontology annotation, molecular function: ATP hydrolysis activity; zinc ion binding.
AAGGUAUACUGCAGAAACAUCUGUCAUUUCAACUUUUAUAACCUUCAGUUAAUUCAUGUUUAAAUAUGUUUUACUAUUGUUUUCUUCAAAUGUCUAGCAAGUGCACAGCUUAAAGGAACACACUUUUUGUAAAUAAGAUCAGUUUCCAACUCCCCUAGAGUUACAACCGAGCUUUACCGCCGGUAGCGCUUUUAGCCGUAGCUUAGCAUAGAUCAUUGAAUCCGAUUAGACCGUUAGCAUCUCGCUCAAAAAUGAACAAAGAGUGUCGUUAUUUAUCCUAUUUAAACCUUGAACUAUUGAACACCGUGUACUAAGACCGACAGAAAAAUGAAAAGUUUAUGGCUAAGAUCUAUACUCUGAUUUAGGCGUGAUAAUCACGGAACUGUCGUACUGUGGGAGCAGCUGGCGCAGUAUCUCGCAGCUCCUGAAAAUAGUCCCCAUCUGGGUAACUACCAUCGUUGGUGUAGCUGAAGAGUUGCAAAUUGGUUAGCGGCAGGAUUUCCCUGUGUGCGAUUAACCAUGGUGAUGUGCGUUGUGAAGGGCUGUGACAGCAAGUCGAAGGUGUACUCUACCGUCAUGUUUCAUAGAAUUCCCACGAAAAGAAAGAAACGAAUGAAUCAGUGGCUAGCUGUUCUGAACAUAGAUCUCAAAACACCGGUACAGUCAAUAAAGAAAUGGCGUGUUUGCUCGGAGCAUUUUGGACCAGAUGACUAUUUUGAAAAAAUGGACAGUGUUUCCUGUACCACGGUUCGGCGUCUAAAGGAGACGGCCAUCCCAACAAUCUCCAGAGUAAAGACAGAACCAAGUGGAUCAUCGCCCGUGACUCCCUCCCGGAUGUCAGAGAGUCACGUUUGUGGAAGUUUUGUGUCGUCGCGGGUUUGUUCGUCGAGGAUGGCAGUGCAAACAGAGAGAGGAAUCCCGCUCAGUGCGUUAAAUCCAAAGUUCCUUCACACCAACUCCACCAGCCACACCUGGCCCUUCAGUGCUAUUGCAGAGCUGAUAGACAAUGCUUAUGACCCAGAUGUAAGUGCCAAAACGUUUUGGAUUGAUAGGACAUUAAUCAGAGGUCAAGACUGUCUAAUUUUCAUGGAUAAUGGAGCAGGAAUGAAUUAUGAUAAGAUGUACAAAAUGCUCAGUUUUGGCUUCAGUGACAAGGAGGCUAUAAAUGGCCAUGUCCCUGUGGGCCUUUACGGCAAUGGAUUCAAGUCUGGUUCUAUGCGCUUAGGAAAGGAUGCCCUUGUUUUUUCCAAGAAUGGAAAGUCCAUGUGUGUGGGCCUUCUGUCCCAGACGUAUCUUCAGGAGAUACAUGCAGAGAAUGUCGUUGUACCCAUUGUCUCAUUCGAACGCAUUCGACACUCAUUCCGACCUGACUCACAACAUGAAAAAAGUCUUCAAGAUAUCCUGCGCUACUCUCUGUUCCAUACAGAGGCGGAUCUUCUCUGUGAACUCAAUGCCAUCAACGCACACUUUGACUCCGAGACCAAUGGAACACGAAUCAUCAUCUGGAACCUCCGCAAAACAUCCACAGGUAAAUCGGAGUUUGACUUCGACACAGACCGCUAUGACAUCCAGAUUCCAUCUGAAGUAUUUGAGAGUGAAAAGGAGAAAUACAAGCAACCGUUUCACUCAUUUCAGUCAAGUCCAGAGAGCGACUUCUCUCUUCGGGCAUACUGUAGUAUCUUAUACUUGAAGCCCAGAAUGCAGAUUAUACUUCGUGGACAGAAAGUGAAAACCCAGCUGAUCUCCAAAAGCCUGGCAAACAUUGUCAAGGAUAAAUACAAACCCAAUUUUCUAAAUAGAGAAAACGUUCCCAUCAUAUUUGGCUACAACACCAAGAGCAAAGAUUAUUAUGGUGUCAUGAUGUACCACAAAAACAGGCUUAUCAAAGCCUAUGAACGUGUUGGAUGUCAAACCAAGGCAAAUGAAAAAGGAGUUGGAGUCAUUGCAGUGAUUGAGUGUAACUUCCUUAAGCCAACACACAACAAACAGGACUUUGACUACACAGACGAGUACAGGAAAACCAUGAACAUUUUGGGAGUGAAACUGGAAGAGUAUUGGAAAGCAAUCUGCCAUAAGAAGGGAUUAAACACUACAGUACCUAUGGAGGAUAUCCCGAAGCGUCCUGAUCAGAACUGGGUUCAGUGUGAUGAAUGUAUGAAAUGGAGGAAACUUCCAGAUGGCAUUGACAUGAAUAAGCUCCCAGAAAAAUGGUUCUGUCGAUUUAAUCCAGACCCCCAGUUCAGGCGAUGUGAAGAUCCAGAAGAAGCUGAAGAUUCUGAAGAUGAAAAUUCAGACUGCCUGAAAGAAUACAAACAGCAUGAGAAAAACCUCAAAAAACAGCAGGAAGAGCAAAGAAAUCAGUUGCUCCUUCAACAUAAUGAGGAUCUGAAAAGGAAAGUUGACCGUGUGCGUCAACUGUACCAAAAAGACCCUUCCUCAUCCAGAUCAUCUACAGUUUCUUUGACAGAAAUGAGCCCUUUCAACUCAGUGACCCUUUCACAGUCUGCUUCUAGCCCCUCAGACAGAAUGCCUGUCAUUUCAAAUGUCAUGUCCCUUUCCACUUCUAAAAGAAAAAAUAGAAGUCUUGGUUUAUCCCAGAGCCAAACUGUAAAAAGAGCGAGAUCAUUAUUUCACUGCUGUAACGGCACACCAGACAGCCCAUCAACAUCCGCAGCUACAUCCGAUGUCAUAACCUCAGCUUUGGAGAGAGCAGACAAAGUUGCUGAAAACAAUGUAGAGAGCAGCAAAAUCGAUGAUGUUGUUAUCGAUGAGACCCACAGCACACCAAGACCCAAACCCUUUGACCUUUCUAAUGUGAAGAUGGAAGAAAAGAACAGUGAAGAUGCACUAGGAUUAUAUAUGGAGUGCACUGAGCGAACUUCCGUGGAAACUGAAAACACUAGUAAGGAAAGAAUGGAGCCAUCGACUUCCAGCGGCCAAACAAGUAUAACAACCCAAACAGAGCAUUUUAUUGUGAAGACAGAGAAAGAUGAGCAGACAAGAAUGGAAGAAGGUGAGAUCAAGAAGGAAGAGAUUGAGAAUGAUGUGUCAAGGAUGGAACAAAGUGCUACUAAGCUGAAAAGCACUAAUGAUACUGAAACCGAAGGCCCCAAUGACAUAGAGAGAUGUAGUAGCACAGAUAUUUACAAACCAAAUUUUGACAAAGAAAAGGAGAUACUGAAAAAAAUCAGUUUUGAACAACAUGCAAAGUCAGAUGGAGAAAUAGAUCUUAUGCCAACACAUGAAGCACAGAAGCAACAGGAUAACCUGCUAGAUCUCCUAGAGGCCACAGCCCAGGAGAGAGAUGAACUCAGAAAGCAAGCUCAGGAACUCAGGAAUCUCACUAUAAAGAAGGACUGCAGCCAUGAGAGCAUCCAGACAGAUCCAUCAGGGGAACAGCGAUAUGAGACUCUCUACUUGAAGGCCACCCAGUCCAUCAACAAGCUUACACAAGAGAGGGAUGAGCUUAAAAGACAACAUGAGGUGUUGGUGCAAUUCAAAGCUGAAAAAGAGGCACAGGAUGAGACUAAGAAGGAAAAAUCAUCACCGAGCGUUCGUGAAAAUGAAGAUGAUGAAAUGGCUCUUCAGUUGGACUCUCUUCUAAGAGAGCUGGACAGUCGCAACACAGAAUGCAACGAACUAAGAAUUAAGUUGGAGAGCUUGGAGCAGGAGAAAGCUCACAGCGAACAGUUGCAGAAGGAAGUAGAAGAGCUGAGGAAACAAAAAGAGGAGUGGAUCAAGACGAGAGCGCAAGAGACCUUGAAGGGAGAGAACACAGUGACAUCGGCCAAGUUGAGAGAGCUGCGGUUCAGCAUCGGCCGUUUAUUGGUCACUUUUGUUCCUGCCUUGGACCUCGAUCAAGUGAAUUAUGACUGUGAGGUCAUAGAUGAGAUUUUAAACCAGGUCUUGCAGGAGAUUUCCACCUCUUAGAUCAACUUUACUUAAAGCCAGUUGCCAAAGAGUUCAGUCUAGGGUUGUUGUUUUGAGCAUGGCAACAAAAUGUUCAAAUUUUAUUCGACUCUAAAACUUGCCAUUCUUAUUGCAAGUUUUUUUUAUACACAUUUUAACACAUUUUCGUUCUUUUAGUUACUGGAUAAAAAAAUAAGUUAAUUCAAGAGUAAUAUUUCAUGAAAGAUUUUAUGAUUUUAUAGCUUGCAAAUAUUCUUUUUUUUAAUACACCGUAAUUCUUUUAAUUGUGAGUGGAUAAUAACUGUUUUAAAUGCUACUCAAUUUGUGUACAGAAGCUUCUGUGUAUAAUAUUGUACAUAAUGCUGUUUUUGAAAAACAAAGUUAAUUGCUAAAUAAAUUUUAUAUUUGUUUAAA